Molecule: messenger RNA, 2823 nt
Organism: Spodoptera litura
Lineage: Eukaryota; Metazoa; Arthropoda; Insecta; Lepidoptera; Noctuidae
Cellular component (GO): ribonucleoprotein complex; nucleus; cytoplasm
Molecular function (GO): mRNA binding
Source: RefSeq, a predicted model, not a curated record
AUGUGGAAUGUGAUAGAAGAAUAUUCGGAUUUUAGAUAGUUUCUUGUGUACAGUCGUAGCUCCCAAAAAAUUACAUUAACCCCGCGCUUUUUCUCACUCUAAUUUUGACAACUGACUUUCCAUUUUCAUUUGAGCGAAGAUUUUCGGCGAACUGAUAUUAUUACUAUAGUAUUUUGGAUUUUUUUUUCUAAUUUAAAUCACGAAUCUGUUAUUCGAAAAUAAUUUAAGACUAUAAAACAGUCGGAUUUCAUACAUAUUCAGUUGAAAAUGGAGAAAGAUAAACCGUCCCAAGCAGUGACUAUUCAACGGGGGAAUACAAAGGAAUCGGAUACAAAAGCGAGUUCUAUCGGCUCUAGAAUAUUUGAGAAAUCACAAGACCCAAGAAUAAUACAAGAAGUCUCUAAUUCGGAAGAAUCUGAAAGUGAUCAUAACUAUGAUUUUGAGAAAAAUGGACCAAAGAGAUUAACUGCAUAUCACAACAAAGAAAUUACUAAUAAAAAACCUCGUGUCGACUCUGAAGACCUUAUAAAUGAUCUCGAAGAAUACUAUUUGACAAUCACAAAUUUCCCAAAGGAUUGGAAUUUUCUGCAAAUUAAAAAUUAUUUGGAUAGAAUGUGUGGCCACAUUGAUGAGAUGCAGAUCUUACGAAGGAAAAGAAGAUCAAAAAUCUUUGCCAUAAGACUUACUUUCCAGAGCUUUGAAAAAUGUAUAGAUGUGCUGAAAAAAUUGGAUAAAGUUAUAGUCAUGGGAAAUGUACUGAAAGUGAGGAUAAGUGAGUCAUACAUGGCUUAUUCUGUAGACUGUUCUGGAGUUAACCUGGUGGAUGAUGAUUCUCGGAUUUUUAAAUCUAAAGUGGCUGCAAGCACUCAAUGGAGACCACUUGAUGACUUUUGGGGCAGAGACCCUGAAGGCCUGUAUGGUCUGAAACCAGAAUUCUUGCAGUGCCUGAAUAUAAAGCCACCACUGAGUAGAAUUGUUCACGUUACCAAUUUCAGAUGCGAUAAAACUGAACUAAGAGAAGUAAUGGAGAUGGCGGGUACUGUGACAAUGAUUAGCGUUGUAUAUACGAACCACAAAUACGCCAAAGUUGUCUUCAGCCAUCCUUUAGAAGCUGUCCAGGCCAUUUCUAUGUUGGAUGGACAAAUGUAUUAUGGACUUCCUCUAAAGAUUAUGAUCGAUAGGAACCCCCCUGAUAUCAUUGUGAAGCCUAAAGGCCUUGCUGGGGUUGGCCAGGGCUUAGGACUGCGCGGAGUACCGUUACGGAACAUCGCACAUGAGUACCAAAGAUACUUAACUCAUCAAGAAUCUGCUAUAAACCCUGUGGUGUUUGCAAACAAGAGUAAAGGAAACCUUGAAAAAGAAGACAGCAAAGAGGUUGUAAAGGCUAUUGCGGAGAUUUUUAAAAUGCCGCCCGCUUGUAAUGUAAUUAACUCGACAGUACCAACUGUGCCUAUGAUUGUUAAUAUUGAUGAUUUGGAAUGUCCUGAGCCUGGUCCCGAAGACGGUAAAGAGAGAUCCAAAGCCAGUGGUGGUGCUAAAGGAUGUGAUAAUCAGAAAUCUUCAAAGGAUCGCAAAGAUAUAUCUAAUGGGUCUCCUUCUGUUAAACCAUCUUCUCCAAAGAAACCAAAUUACAGUGUUACCGACAUUAUGCCAAAUUGUAUGGUUAAUUCUUGCAUAUUUAACCCCUAUUUUCGACUUGCUCCAAAUGAUAGGCCUCGGUUCUUUCAUCCCAGUCCUUAUGGACCUCGUUUACCCUACACUAUGGGUCCUCCACCAACUCAUAUAAUGCCACCGACUUUGAAUGGGUUCCCACCAAAAGGAAAUGUGACAGUGAAAUUUUCUAAUCUUCCACCGUCCACGACGUUUCCACUACUCUGUGAACAGUUGGCGCAGUGUGGCCAGGUAAUGGUGGUACAGUUGACUCAGCCAGGAUGUGCUGUGGCCACGUUCGGACAUCCCUCACAAGCUGAGAGAUGCAUUAGUAUUUUCAAAGGACUAAAUGUAAUGGGAUACGUAAUAGACGUCGAGUAUGCCUGAAUAUUGAGAUACUGAAAAGUAAUUGUGUGUUGUUGCUGUAUUUUGGAGAAAUGUAAACUCGAUCUGGUGAUAUUAUUAAAGGAACUGCUUAGUAGUUAAGAACUUCGAUGCAAGAAUGUGAUGGAAGCUAAAAACGAUGGUAUUGAUGGAGAGGAAAAGUGGGCAUUGCGUUAGAUGCACUUCUGUCUACCUCGUAUCUGUCAAGACGAGUAAUUAUUAUGUUAAGAAAUAUUGUAACAGUGUUACCAUAGCAAUCGAUCGAUCCUAUCAAUCGCCAUCGGUUGAUCGAUCGAUCGAUUAGUGUGUUAACUUUAUUGAUCGACGGAUUACGAUUGACUGAACCGGCAACCGAUCGAUGGAAUCGGUCGACGUUAAUUUCACUGUGGGUGACAAUGCGGAGCUCAAGUAGCACGAUCGAUGUUGACUUAUCCAUUCUACCAUCGGCCAAUGGCAUCAAUCGACGGUCGAUCGAUUGCAUUGGUUUAUUAACACCCUUUAUGUUUGUGUGCAGAAAGUAUUGUCCUCAAAUUCCAUGAAUUUUUAGUAUAUUUUAAGUAAGGCUGAUAAUUACUUUAUUAUAUUGGUUGCAGUAGAUAUAACGCUUAUAGACUUAGUGCCUAGGUUUAGACGAAUGUCAGUAUUUAAUAUAGAAACGUCAGUAUUAUAUUACCUAAUAAUUAUAUACCAUGUACCUCGAUUGGUAACUCGGGUAGCUCAUAAUUUAAUUAGGUAAUGAUUUUAAUAGUUUUUUUACUAUUUAGCUUUUUUUAUUAGUAUUAGAAUUUC